Molecule: messenger RNA, 2075 nt
Organism: Ornithodoros turicata
Lineage: Eukaryota; Metazoa; Arthropoda; Arachnida; Ixodida; Argasidae
Gene: ash2
Product: set1/Ash2 histone methyltransferase complex subunit ASH2-like
Exons: 17
Coding region: 18-2018 (666 amino acids)
Cellular component (GO): Set1C/COMPASS complex
Molecular function (GO): transcription cis-regulatory region binding; protein binding
Source: RefSeq, a predicted model, not a curated record
CUGGCAAAGCGUCAAAAAUGGCGGCACAGUACACACGGUUGGAUCCGGAUUCGGGAGACAUUUGUCGAUCGAUCCAUUUAGGCUCACAGUCAGCGGAACAAUAUCUGUCUGCAGAAGCGGGAAAUUCUGCGGUGUCUGAAGUGUCAGUGGUUAAAGAUACAGAUAACCUGGAUACCGACGAUAAUUCUCAGGGAACCAUGAAGGGGGACGAAAUAGCUGACGAAGGUAGCAGUACGGAGUCUGAUGCCGACAAACUAAUGAAGGACGGGGACAAUCAAAUUGCUCGCGAUGUUCCAAUGGAAGACGAGUCCAAUCUCGAAGAUUUGGCGUCGUCGGAAACCGGUAGCAGCGACCAGCAACAGCAGCCAAUUCGAACCACUACUCAGGACACCGUUGCACCCACAAAACUUCCACCUACUGGACCAAGAAGCUCGGAUCAACAAUGUUACUGCGGGAAAGAGCGAAAUAUGAACAUCGUGGAACUGCAGUGCAUAGCCUGCCUCAAGUGGUUUCACGACACAUGCCUAUCUCUUCCUAUCGGAAAGUGCGUCCCAUUCAUGACGAACUACACCUUUUCGUGUAAACAGUGUAAUCCGUCGGGUACAGAAAACUUCACCAAAAAGCAACCAAACUUCAGCCAGAUGUGUGUGACUGCACUCGCAAACUUGACCCAAAGGAGUCGCAAUGAUGGAGAUAACAGGACUCUGUUUUCAAAAGACAAGGAAAUCAUACCAUUCAUUGAGAAAAAUUGGGAACACAUGACCACAGUACCCAGAAGAAUUAAGCAGACGUGGCACACAACCGUGUACAAGACAAUGUUGAAGGAUACGGACAUAUUUGCAUCAGAGGAAAAAUCUGAGAGUGGAGAAAUCACAGAUGCCUACCCUUUCUUCGGCCUUGCUCUGACGGAUUUAGAACGAAUCAGCCCAAACUAUGAAAGCUUUGUUAAGUCCAGCCAGGGACGUAAUGCUGACUCGCAGUUUGGUUCAGGUGCUGUAACAGGAAAGGGAAGGAGUGCAAAAAGAAAAUUUCCAGGGGAAGGGCAGACGACAACAUCGGGAAGAAAAAUAAAGAGUGACCUGGUGAUGCCUAAGUUGCCCCCAAAUGGCUAUCCUCUUGAACAUCCCUACAACAAAGAUGGAUACCGUUACAUACUGGCAGAACCCGAUCCGCACGCUCCGUUUCGGCAGCAGUUUGACGAGAGCAUUGACUGGGCUGGAAAACCCAUUCCGGGAUGGCUCUAUCGGAAGCUUGAACCAUCAAAUGUUCUCCUUGCUAUGCACGAUCGAGCACCCCAGUUGAAGCUUUCUGAGGAUCGUUUGACAGUAACUGGGGAGAAAGGUUACUGCAUGGUUAGAGCUACACAUGGGGUUGAAGAAGGGACGUGGUACUUUGAAGCAACGAUAGAGGAAAUGCCAGAAAAUAGCGCAACACGAAUUGGCUGGUCUCAAGAAUUAGCAAACCUACAAGCUCCUUUAGGCUACGAUCGGUUUGGAUACUCGUGGCGUUCAAGGAAAGGAACCCGCUUUCAUGAGAGUCGGGGCUACCACUACAGCGAUGGUGGUUACGGUGCUGGAGACACUGUGGGCUUCCUUAUCCAUCUUCCUCGAAGCAAAGAAAAGGAGGGGAAGCUUUCACUGCCUGAUGCUUUCAAAGAUAGGCCAUUGGUGAAGUUCAAGAGCUACUUGUAUUAUGAAGAAAAGGAUGAACUGCAGCAAGCCAUAAAGAGCCUGAAGCCACUACCUAAAAGUCAGAUUACAUAUUACAAGAAUGGCGAAUGCAUGGGUGUAGCCUGGCAGGACAUUAAUGAAGGAACCUACUAUCCUGCUAUAUCCCUGUACAAGAGCUGCACCGUAAAGCUUAACUUUGGGCCCAAUUUCAAGCAUAAGCCAAAAGAUGUAACGUGCUCAGGGAUGGAUGAGAUUGUUAAGAAAGCAAUGAUACACCAGACUGUGUCUGACUUGCUCUACUUAGUUGAAAAUGAGGGCCAGCUGCAACUGGAUGCUAUUUAUUUUUAGCAUACGUAUGGCUAACAUGUACAGUAAUUAAUUUUGUUAAAGUGAUUUUUAUACUUG